AUGAAGUUCAUCAACGUCGUCGCUUUUGCCACUGCCGCCUCCGCUGCUGCCAUCCAGGACCAGCGCAGUUUCAGCCUCGAUACCCUCGAACAGGUUGACACUACCCUGGAGGCCAUCGUUACGACGCUCAAUCAGCGCAAUUCCAAUUCGCCGGAAACCAUAAGCGCAAUUUUUUUCCAAUCUCGAAUUCUCCCGCUCACUGCCACUAUUAGGCACGAGGCCAUCAAGAUUUAUAGAUCGGGGAAGCCUCUUCCGUUCAACGACGCAAAGCGUCUUCUUGCUCCUGCCGAAAACUUCCCAGCCUUAGCCACUUCUCUUCGCUCUGCCUUGAAAGCUGAAAAUGUAAGGGCGGCCAUUAUCCAGCAAGACGUUUGUAAUGGCGUCAAAUCAUCCAUCAGUGGCCUUCAAGACGCAUUGGCUGGUUAUGAAAAUGAUGUACGUCGAUUUACGCCUAACAUCGACUCGAAUGCCAAUUACAACAACCUUGUAGCCUUUGUCGAUUCCUUGGCCGAAACAGGGGCAAUGUUCAAGGAUUGCUAA
Molecule: messenger RNA, 540 nt
Organism: Drechmeria coniospora
Lineage: Eukaryota; Fungi; Ascomycota; Sordariomycetes; Hypocreales; Ophiocordycipitaceae
Exons: 1
Coding region: 1-540 (179 amino acids)
Source: RefSeq, a predicted model, not a curated record